AUGGGCUUCACGACAGGCUUCCUCGGAGGCUUGACGCUCACCUCGGGGGUGUUGUACCUCACAAUCGCAAUGCACACCCAAAACCGCACCCACCAAGCCGCACUCCUACGACAACAACGCCUGGUCCUCAGCGAAUUUUACGAACCCAAGAAACCCGAGCCUGAGCCCUCGCCUCGGGUAGUCCCGGUUGGUCUGGUGGAGAUGGCAAAGGAUAGGUGGAACCGGAGUUUGGAAGAGGGCAUCCGGAGAAUAUACACUACCGACUGGAGGAAGGUGCGGGAAGAAGCUGAGGACAGGGCGACCGCGCUUGCAGAAAGGAUCAAGCAGCAGAGCAAGUGAAAAAUAAUGGGCUCUUCAAGAAUUCAUAAUGGGUGAGAUGAGGGAGCGGGCGAAUGCGACGAUACCCUUCGUACGGCGAUUUGUGCUUGGAGAUGUGAUAUAAGAUAUGUGUAGAUACUACGGUCAAGCCGCCAUAUGGCACUCCUGCGCCGCCGCACUCUAGAAUGUUGCGCGCGAGGUUUGCACGUGCCGAUCUCGUUUGUCGAAACAUUCUCUCACCC
Messenger RNA from Parastagonospora nodorum SN15, 560 nucleotides. RefSeq lists its product as hypothetical. NCBI's taxonomy places the organism in Eukaryota, Fungi, Ascomycota, Dothideomycetes, Pleosporales, Phaeosphaeriaceae. Gene Ontology annotation, biological process: cristae formation. The transcript is spliced from 2 exons. The coding region runs from base 1 to 339 and encodes 112 amino acids. The record is from RefSeq and is a predicted model, not a curated record. Gene Ontology annotation, cellular component: mitochondrial crista junction; MICOS complex.